AUGGACGCCUUUACCCCACAACAGACCAUUGAAUUGGUCUCGCGCAUAGGAACGAAAAAGGCUCAUAUGAGAAUGGACAAGCUGUUUGUCAACAGUCUGAUGUCGGGACCACUGCUUGGGUUUGGGUGUGCAGUUCUGGUCAGCACGAAUGCAUCACCAUGGUACCAAGAGAACGCCCCAGGUCUUAUACGCACAAUCGGUGCUCUCUUCUUUCCUAUAGGGCUGGUAAUGAUUGUUCUCAGUGGCGCAGAUCUCUUCACCAGCAACGUCAUGUUCAUGUGGACCGCAUUCCUCCAUCGCCGCAUCUCACUCUGGGACGUGCUCAAAAGCUGGAUAAUUUCCUAUCUCGGAAACCUCGGCGGCAUGCUCUUCUUCACGCUGAUCAUCAUCGGCUACGGCGGCGUCUUUGAAGAAUCCUCCACAUAUCAACAAGCAGCAGUGCGACUCGCCACGCAAAAAGCCUACGAUCCCCAAUGGCAUCAAAUUUUCCUUCGAGCCAUCGGAGCAAACUGGCUCGUCUGUUUUGCCGUCUUCAGCUCCAUUAGCAGUCGCGAAGUGGUAUCGAAAAUUCUCGCCAUCUGGUGGCCCACGGCGACAUUUGUCGCUCUCGCACUCGAUCAUGUCGUGGCGAAUAUGUUCUUCAUCCCGCUCGGCAUCUUCGAAGGCGCCCAUUUUGGCGUCGGAUAUUAUAUUUGGAAAAGUAUGAUCCCCACUGCGCUGGGAAAUAUGGUCGGAGGUGGGAUUUUUGUGGGAACUGCGUAUUGGUAUUUAUACCUUACGGGUGAAGACGGAGUGGCUGUCAGUUUCAAUAUUGGCACGUUGGACUCUGCUAUGGAAGCCGGUGGGCCUAUGGGUGGUGGUAGUAGUCGUCGUCGUCAUCGGCCUUCGAAACCAGACGAGGGAAUUCUGCGUGAGACAACGACGACGAGGACGAAUGAAGGAGAAACUCUCGUCGGACUGGAUCCGAAUCACUUGCCGAACUCGGGCGGACACUUGAUGAGUGGAAUUGGACAAGAGUUACAUGACGCAAGCCCUUAUGCAAAAUCGUAUGCCGAGAGAGCGAAGAUGAAGGAGGAGGAGUCGGAUGAGAGGGUCUAAAAGGUAGCAAUUGGAAGAAGAAAGGGCAUUCGUUCGGGUCAUGAUAGCCAUUGGUGAUGAUACGUAUCCCUCCCUCCCCAUCUCCACCCUUGGCACGGAAGAGAGAUCUGCCGUCGUUCUGGAUGAAGUAUUCC
This is a messenger RNA of Sphaerulina musiva SO2202, 1232 nucleotides long. RefSeq names its product Form_Nir_trans-domain-containing protein. The record is from RefSeq and is a predicted model, not a curated record. NCBI's taxonomy places the organism in Eukaryota, Fungi, Ascomycota, Dothideomycetes, Mycosphaerellales, Mycosphaerellaceae. Gene Ontology annotation, cellular component: membrane. Gene Ontology annotation, molecular function: high-affinity secondary active nitrite transmembrane transporter activity. The transcript is spliced from 3 exons. Gene Ontology annotation, biological process: transmembrane transport; nitrite transport. Bases 1 to 1098 code for a protein of 365 amino acids.